Molecule: messenger RNA, 311 nt
Organism: Racocetra fulgida
Lineage: Eukaryota; Fungi; Glomeromycota; Glomeromycetes; Diversisporales; Gigasporaceae
Source: the annotation of a GenBank genome assembly
AGAAUUUCCAACAUUUGAUAACAAUAAAUAUCAAGAUUCUCUUAAAACAAUUUAUAAUAUUUCCGAGAAACUGCUUGCUGAACAAAAAAAUAGUCCUGUUCGAGAAACAGAUUUAUUGCCAUUAUUGACAAAAGCAAAUGAUAACUUACCCAUUGACAAACAAUUAACUCACAAUGAAUUAGUUAAUCACCUUCACAAAGAAAUACUUGAUAUAUUUCCUGAUUGUGAUUAUCAUCCAGCUUUUGAUCAAAUUGAACACUUGAAAUGUUUAGAAUGUGUCUUUAAAAAAGUUCUAAGAAUCAUACUGCCUG